This is a messenger RNA of Amblyraja radiata (thorny skate), 3814 nucleotides long. RefSeq names its product TOX high mobility group box family member 3 (gene tox3). Gene Ontology annotation, cellular component: nucleus. NCBI's taxonomy places the organism in Eukaryota, Metazoa, Chordata, Chondrichthyes, Rajiformes, Rajidae. The record is from RefSeq and is a predicted model, not a curated record. The coding region runs from base 679 to 2691 and encodes 670 amino acids. Gene Ontology annotation, molecular function: chromatin DNA binding. The transcript is spliced from 9 exons. Gene Ontology annotation, biological process: regulation of transcription by RNA polymerase II.
UUUCUUUAGUAUUCGCUGAGAGCACUCGCACUUGCAGUAGUAGCAGCAGCAGCAGCUUCCGAGGUUUUCGGCGCUUCACACUCCGAGCUCUUAGCCACUGGGUGGAAGAUUUGCACCCCUGGCUUUAAAAAAAAAAAACUAAAAUCUUCAAGGAAAGCCUUUUUUCUGUUGCCUUGUUGGUUAACCUUGCCAGCCCAGCUGGCUUGUGAACAGGCAUGGACGACUAGAAGAGUUGUAAGAGUCAGCAACAACACACCAAAAAAAAAAAAGACUUUGAACCGUCUCCGUUUGUUCUAAGGGACUGAGUUGCUGUAGUCAGUGUGUUUUUAUUUAUUUAUCAGGAGUCCAGAUCAUAGACCACGGUGUAGGAACUGCAAAAUAUCAGCUUAUCAGUGGCAGUCGCGUGGCCUCUUUGUGUCCGGCAGCUGCUCUUCAAUGUAUGGACAAAUACUGAGACUCAGCGCUGUGCAGUUAACACACAGACCCAGAGAACACAGGAAAUACAUGUAUCUUUUCUAAACAAGAGAUUUAAACCACUUUGUACACAGUCCCCUGGGUUACAUCUGUGCAUUAUUCAUCCUCAAUUGAGUUCACACUUAAGUGGAUGUCAGAAAAAGACCCCAUAAUAAUCAAAGUGCUUCAUUACUGAAGGUUGUUGUGUUUUAUUUUUCUUCAAAAAUGGAUGUACGUUUUUAUCCAGCGACCAACUCUAUUCCUGGGGAUUCUGCCAACCUGGAUCUUUCCCAAUGCCUGGGCUACUAUACCUACAACAAGUUUGCUGGGAACAAUAACUACAUGAAUAUGGCAGAUCCAAGCCAUGUUUUCUUGACCAGCAAUGAGACAUUCCACACGCCAAGCCUUGGAGACGAAGAGUUUGAGAUUCCCCCCAUAACCCCACCGCCCGAAACGGAGCCCACCCUGGGACUGACCGACAUGGUGUCUGCCUUCCAAGGCCUCAAUGAUCCUUUGCCAUCUCAGGAGAAUGAGUUCACGCCCCAUUUCCCCCCGCCGAGCUUGGAUCUGCCUUCCAUCACCAUAUCCAGAAGCAUCAUGGACCAAGAUGGUGGGAUGCUCAGCAACGGUUUGGCUGUGGACUUGGGCCGGGCGCAAGUUGCCCAAUACCACCAUGAUGCCAACAUGGCAAUACGGGCAGUUGUCCACAUGGCUGAUGUCAACCAAGCCGGAUUAAUGCAACACAGUCAGCUCACCACCAUUAACCAGUCUCAGCUGAGCGCCCAGUUGGGGUUGAAUAUAGGAGGGGGCAAGAUGCCGCAGAAUUCCCCCUCGCCCCCCGCCAGCAAGUCGGCCACCCCGUCUCCGUCCAGCUCCGUAAACGAGGAUGAUGCGGAGGAAUUCAACAGGGUCAGCGUGGAGAAACGAGCCGCCGUGGAUACGGGGAAGAAACCCAAGACGCCAAAGAAGAAGAAGAAGAAAGAUCCAAACGAGCCGCAGAAGCCGGUGUCUGCUUACGCCCUGUUCUUCAGGGACACCCAAGCUGCCAUCAAGGGGCAAAACCCCAACGCAACCUUCGGAGAAGUUUCCAAAAUCGUGGCGUCCAUGUGGGACAGCCUGGGCGAGGAACAAAAACAGGUGUACAAGAGAAAAACAGAAGCUGCCAAAAAGGAAUAUCUGAAAGCGCUUGCAUCAUAUCGAGCAAGUCUUGUCUCAAAGGCUGCUGCAGAAUCUGCAGAAGCGCAGACGAUGCGAUCAGUGCAGCAGACGUUGGCAUCGACGAGUCUUUCAACGUCCCUCCUGAUGAACCCAUCCCUAUCCCCGCACGCCCCUGUCUCCGUGUCCGCACAGUCCCUACAGCAGACCCUGCCAAGGGCAAUUGCUCCGAAACCCAUGAGAUUGCCCUUGCAAGGCAACCAGCUGGGAUCAGUUUCCAUCGCACCAAACAUGUCGGGCAACAUUGCUGCCCCCAUGGGCACUGCGAUGGUGCCCACUUCACCUUCGCCCCAGUUGAGCCCUCCCCUGCAGUCCCAACAGCACCAGAUGCAACAGCAGAUGCAACAGCACCAAUUGCAACACUUCCAGCAACAGCACAUGCAGCAGCAGCAACUGCACCAGCAAAUGCAGCAGCAGCAUCAAAUGCAGCAGCAUCAGCAGCAGCAGAUGCAGCAGCAGCAGCAGCAGCAGCAGAUGCACCACCAGAUGCAGCAACGCAUGCAGCAGCACAUGCAGCAGCACAUGCAGCAGCAGCAGAUCCAGCAGCAGUUGCAGCAGAUGCAGCUGCAGCAGCACAUGCAGAAACAGCAGAUCCAGCAGCUGCAACAGCAGCACCCCCCCCAGCACUCCCCACCACAACACUCCCCCGCCACUUCCCAGCCAGCCGUCACCCCACAAAUCACUUCCUCUCUUCCCACGCGGUCAAGUCCGCAGCCUGUCCAACAGCAGCAGCAGCAGCAGCAGCCUCCUCUCCAAACCCAGGCCCAGACCCAAGCACUGCCACAGACCUUUUCACCACCUCCGCCUGAAGUGCCGCCUACCGUCCGCCCUCCCCCAUCUUCUCCCGCGGGCGCUUGCACUCCAGUUCGGUGCUCGAGGAGUGGCUGCACAAAUCCACCGAUACAGAGCUCGGAGUGGGAUAAUGAAUACUGUUGCAGCGAAUGUGCAGUUAAACACUGCAGGGAUAUCUUCAUGGAGUGGGUUGCCUCUCGUAAUCAGGCCAGUACUGCUUCGGUGAAGUGAAGGCUUACCAGCGACUCUUUUUUUCCCCGUUUUUUUUUCCGGAGCCAAAACUGUGCAUUUAUAUCGGACGGGCAGCCAAGAGGAUGAUCUGAAAGGCGGCCUGACAUGCUUUGUUUCCUUGCAGCCACAUGGGCACAGACUUCAGAGGGCUUUCCUGUGACAGGCUGUACAGCAUUUCUGUGGGCCCACCUGCCAGCCCUGCCUGUGCCUCGAGAGCUGCCCAUUUUACAUUGUUUAAUGUAGCUUUUGGAUGAUUAUUUUGUUUGACAUGAACUUAAAGGGCAUGGCUUCUAGUCAAAGACUUGCCUCUGCGUGAUUGCUGAAGACUGUGAAAAGACUCGGAGGGAAGAAAAGUUCCUUUGUGACAGUCAUGUCAUUGUGGCCAGUGAAAGCUGAAAGUCCUGAGUGCAGCCUAAUACUUAAGUGGAAUGCUAACUACUUUUUAUUUUAACAAUUGUGCUAUCACUUUCUAAUGGCUUGAAGGGGAAAUUAUAUUUUUUCUUUCUCCCUGUUCAGACAUUCUUUCCAUUUUCCCCAUUGUACGCAAUGAUCAAGUUUAAGGACAUUGGUUUCUUACAGAUGUAAUUAUUUUCUAAGUUCUUAAGAAACCAGGUUCACCGUGUAAGCAAGCGAUCAUGUGUUACCCAUGUGAAAUCUCAUUUUUUUCCCCCCAUUAUAACUUCUAUUUCUGCGACCAAAAAGCAUUAUUUUAAUAUGUACUGUAUUGUAGGAAUUGCCUUUUUAUUUUGUACAGCAAUUUCUUAGCGUAGUCUGUUUGAUUGAAGUCGGACUCCUCGAAAGGAGAGCUCUCGUGCAUAAAGCCAAAUGCUUUAAAAAAGCUCCUUUUUAAUGCAGAUGUCGUUAGGAAUGACUAGUGCAGAAGGCCCAGCAACCAAAAUCGAUAAUGUUUCAUAUUUUUACUUUGUUUGUAUUUAAACUUUUUGUAUUAAAAUGUGUUGUUAUUUAAGGUUUAAUUAUUGAGAGACGAUAGCUGAUGUAUUAAUGAUCAACCUUGCAGUGAAACAUGUGUUCCUUCAUUCAGAAACAGAAGUUUUCUUUCUCUAUUGUAACUGGUCUUUUAAUUUCAUUAUUUUGGCUGUAAUAAAAAGAGACAUGAAAUGAC